This is a messenger RNA of Pelmatolapia mariae (spotted tilapia), 1113 nucleotides long. It is a transcript of the gene wnt1, whose product is annotated as wingless-type MMTV integration site family, member 1. NCBI's taxonomy places the organism in Eukaryota, Metazoa, Chordata, Actinopteri, Cichliformes, Cichlidae. Gene Ontology annotation, biological process: canonical Wnt signaling pathway; neuron differentiation; multicellular organism development. Gene Ontology annotation, cellular component: extracellular region. Gene Ontology annotation, molecular function: frizzled binding; cytokine activity. The transcript is spliced from 4 exons. The record is from RefSeq and is a predicted model, not a curated record. Bases 1 to 1113 code for a protein of 370 amino acids.
AUGAGGAGUCUGGCGCUGCUGUUAGGGGUGAAAGCCGCUUGCAUCCUCUUGGUGUCUUCGCUCUCGGGCACAGGGGCAGUCAACAACAGCGGCCGGUGGUGGGGUAUUGUCAAUGUGGCUUCCUCGUCCAACCUCCUCACCAAUUCCAAGAACGUGCAGUUGGUCCUGGACCCAAGCCUGGCCCUUCUGAGCCGUCGCCAGCGCCGGCUGAUUCGGCAGAAUCCUGGCAUCUUGCAUGCCAUCGCCGCUGGACUGCACACUGCCAUAAAGGAGUGCAAGUGGCAGUUCCGCAACCGCCGCUGGAACUGCCCGACCACCCACAGUCCAGCAGUUUUUGGCAAAAUUGUCAAUCGUGGUUGCCGAGAGACCGCAUUUGUAUUUGCCAUUACCAGCGCAGGAGUGACCCACGCUGUGGCUCGUUCCUGCUCAGAGGGGGCCAUUGAGACGUGCACAUGCGAUUAUCGCCGCCGAGGUCCUGGAGGACCAGACUGGCACUGGGGGGGCUGCAGUGACAAUGUGGAUUUUGGCCGGAUGUUCAGCCGUGAGUUUGUGGACUCCAGUGAGAGGGGCAGAGAUCUGCGCUACCUCACAAACCUGCACAAUAACGAAGCUGGCAGGAUGACUGUGUCAUCAGAGAUGCGUCAGGAAUGCAAGUGCCAUGGCAUGUCUGGCUCCUGCACAGUGCGCACCUGUUGGAUGCGCCUGCCCAGCUUCCGCACAGUGGGAGACUUUCUUAAGGACCGGUUUGAUGGCGCAUCCAGAGUUGUUUAUGCCAACAAGGGCAGCAACCGUGCCUCUCACCGAGCCGAUCCACGCCAUCUAGAGCCUGAAAACCCAGCUCACAAACCCCCUUCGUCUAUGGAUCUUGUCUAUUAUGAGAAAUCACCCAACUUCUGCUCCUACAAUGGCAAAACUGGCACUCUGGGAACAUCGGGGAGAACGUGCAACAGCUCUUCUCCGGGCCUGGAUGGCUGUGAGCUGCUAUGCUGCGGACGUGGGUUUAAGUCCCGGACUGAGAGCGUGACUGAACGCUGCCACUGCACAUUCCACUGGUGCUGUCAUGUCAGUUGUCUGAACUGCACCAGUACAAGGACGUUACAUCAGUGUCUAUGA